AUCAGUGAGGUAUUGGCAGACUUCAUCCUGGUACUGUUUAGCUGCCACUUUUAUGUAACUUUGCAUCGGAGGGUGCACAGCUGUUUCCAAAUGGAGACAAUCGACGACGUAGUAAACAAUGACGAAAUCGAGAUGCAUGACGUGGUCCAGCACAGCGAGAUGCCGGGUAUUCAACCGCCUUGCUUGGUGCAGCCGCUUAUGCAGGUGAGGCCGAAUCCUCUCCCACGACCCUUCUCGGCUACUUACGGCUCGACCUUACUUAAAUCGACGCUCAUCGCUGAACCGACGCCCAGCGAUGAUCUGACGCCCAGCGAUGAACUGACGUCCAGCGAUGAACCGAUGCCCAUGGCUCGACCAUCUCGUAGAACUUCCGCUAUUAUAUCACGAAGCUGGCAAUACCCUCAUCCAUUGCACGAAAGAUUUCAACAACGUACCAGACGGCCGAUAAUGAGAAUGCCGACUAUCGGCGAAGAAGAGGAGCACCAUAUACACUUGUAUAAUGGUAUCGACGGUACAGCGGCAGAAGACUUUGUGCUGAUAUUGAUUGCACCCGGCCGACAGUGGGACAAUUAAUUUCCGAUAAUGAAAUGUAUUUAAAACAUUGUUAAACACUGUAUCAAUUUCUAUCAUGUUGCAAUUGUUCUCUAUUGUAUCUAUUGUUAUGUAUCAUAUCCCUUAAUUGAUUUUCAAAAUUCUUCUUUCAUUAACGUAUCUAAAUUUGGUUGAUCUAGUAUUAAAAGUAGAAAGUUUUUAUCAUUUCAAUUA
Messenger RNA from Bombus pascuorum, 765 nucleotides. RefSeq names its product cell surface glycoprotein 1-like. The record is from RefSeq and is a predicted model, not a curated record. The transcript has 2 exons. Bases 91 to 573 code for a protein of 160 amino acids. NCBI's taxonomy places the organism in Eukaryota, Metazoa, Arthropoda, Insecta, Hymenoptera, Apidae.